AAUGGCACUCCAUCAUAGCAAGUGUUAACAAUUACUGUUAACCAUCAGAUUGUGUGUAUAUCUUGUAAUUGUAAUAUUCAUUUUGCUACAAUUAGGGGUAUUAUACUUCGGACUUGUAUUGUAUUUAAAAUUUACUGAAGAACUUAUUUUUAUAUGUGGAUUUGAUUCUUUAAAGCAUGCUUUAUGUAAUUAUAGUAUAAUUGCAUAGUUUAUCCUUUGACCUAAAAACCCUAAGAUUCUUGAUGCACUCAUUUCAAAUUAGAGAAAAUGGCCCUGAGGGUGAAAUGGUAUAUUUGUAAAUAGAAACCCCCGCCCCCUGCAUUCACAACAAUAUCCCUCAUUUUAUAAUUAUACCUGUUAAAAUCUCAGGGUGUUACCCGAGGGCACUCUCAGUCUCAGACCCAUCAACCCCUUCAAAUUAUUAGAUGGAGUUAAAAGCCUAUUUAAAAAGUAUGAUCAUUACUGACAUGCCUUGUCAGAGAUUCAGCCAACAUUUCAUAGCUAUGGUACUCAAUUGAUUGCUGAAAGGAAUCUGGCUUCACACUGAUGCUCCAAAGUGGCAAUUGUUGUAUGCAUCUAAAGUGUUUAAAUGCCAUCACGGAAAAUGAAAACCAAGUCGAUUACAGGAUGUCAACGAGAUAAAAAUGGCUUACACAUUUGUCCGACAUCCAUGAUUUCAAAGACUUCUCUCUCCCAUUCCCAUAUUUCUCAACAAGAGUUAGAUUCAGAGAGUAUUCAAAAUAAACAGGAUGUUCUCUCUACCAAUAUAAAAUCCUUACAUGACACUGGUGAAGCUAGAUGCAAUACAAUGCCCAAUGGAGAAAAUCUUGAGAUUCAAAGACAGCUGUCUGCGUUAAAUGACAUGGACACUAAUUUGGGAAUGAUUCUGGGUUCAGCAUUAGUUCCUUGCACAUCGAACUUGGAAACAAUCUUCUCGGUCGAUAUGCAGUCCAGUGAUGAACAUAAGGAAACAGAUUUUCUUAGUGUUGGAGGCAAUGACAAAGAUCUUGGCAUUUCAUCACCGAGAGUGGAUGGCAGAAGUUUAUAUGAAAAUCAAACUUGCAACAUAUCAGAUUUCAACAUUUCAGACUUGAUUUUUUCUGAAUUACCUACCAUAAACAACUGUCUAUAUGGUCUGAAUGGAUCUGCUACCUAUCAUGAUUACCAAUCCAAUGAGAGUAACUCAUGUUUAGAUGAAGAAGUCAUGAUACUACCAUUCCUCGAGGACUCCCUGGAAACUAACAAUGUGCAGGAUAGCUCAUUAUGCGAUGACUCGGUUGAUUCAAGCUUGUAUUCGGCGAUCCAUCUGUCGAAAAGCAAUCAGGAAUCUGUUAAUACCUAUCAAGAUUUGGAUCAAGUAGAGUGCUUGGAUACUGACAUUUUUUUCAGAACAAAUCCUUGGCCGACCACAAUUCCGAAACAACUGUUAAAAAAGAAGUCUAACACAUUGGUACUCGACUUGGAUGAAACACUUGUCCACUCCACACUGGAUCAUUGUGAUGAUGCGGAUUUUACCUUUCCUGUCUCCUUUAACAUGAAAGAGCACAUUGUUUAUGUGAAAAAGAGGCCUCACCUCCACGUAUUCUUAGGGAAAGUGGCCGAGAUGUUUAAAAUUAUAGUCUUUACGGCCAGUCAAAGCAUCUAUGCUGAACAACUUCUUGAUAUAUUGGAUCCAAAUCAAAACAUUAUUUCACGCCGAGCUUAUCGUGAAUCAUGCAUAUUUGCAGAUGGAAGUUACACCAAAGACUUGACUGUCUUGGGUAUUGAUCUUGCAAAGAUUGCCAUAAUUGAUAAUUCUCCUCAGGUUUUCCGUUUGCAAGUAAAUAAUGGAAUCCCAAUAAAGAGUUGGUUUGGUGACCCAUCAGACUCUGCACUAAUUUCAUUACUCUCCUUCCUAGAGACCCUGGUUGAUGCUGAAGAUGUACGCCCCAUCAUAGCGAAGAAAUUCGGUAACAUGGAAUAAGAAUCCAUAGCCAUUCAUCAAUUCUCAUUGUUUCAACUUAACUGGUCCUUCCGGUUGUCUUAUUAGCAUAAAAGAUCUCACGUCUUCAAUACUCAAUUUUCUUUCUCAUUUAUAUUAUCUGCAAUAAAUAGUUGAUAUAACAACUCCUAGAAUAUCCCAUUAGGCAUUGAUAUAACAAAGUGAGCAGUAUUUUAAAGGAUUAUAUAUGGCAAUGUACAGUUAUAGAACCUUGUUUAACAUUAAGGUGUGUAUACAAAGUAAAAAUCAGUUUGGUGUGCA
Molecule: messenger RNA, 2242 nt
Organism: Daucus carota subsp. sativus
Lineage: Eukaryota; Viridiplantae; Streptophyta; Magnoliopsida; Apiales; Apiaceae
Exons: 7
Coding region: 590-1963 (457 amino acids)
Molecular function (GO): phosphoprotein phosphatase activity
Source: RefSeq, a predicted model, not a curated record